This is a messenger RNA of Synchytrium microbalum, 957 nucleotides long. RefSeq lists its product as uncharacterized. Bases 1 to 957 code for a protein of 318 amino acids. The transcript has 4 exons. Lineage: Eukaryota; Fungi; Chytridiomycota; Chytridiomycetes; Synchytriales; Synchytriaceae. The record is from RefSeq and is a predicted model, not a curated record.
AUGGCACAGGUCCUUAGUCCUUUUGGGGUCGCUGUAUCAGGAAGUCUAGCCGCAUGUUACGCAUUAAUUUCGAUAUAUCCUUUGGACUUGAUCAAAACUAGAAUCCAAGUUCAAAGCAAACACAAUGUCGAUCCUGAGCAACACUACAAGAGCACUCUGGAUGCGCUGAUCAAGAUAAUACAAAAGGAAGGCCCACUGGCGCUUUAUAAUGGACUUGGUGGUGGGCUGUUGUACACGGUCUUGUCAAACUUCAGCUACUUUUACACAUAUGGGUUUGUCAGGUCUAAAUACCUCAAACGCUUCCCAGGCGAGAUCGGCAUUGCCAUGGAACUAGCUUUAGGUGCCGUUGCUGGUGCACUCUCCCAAAUCAUCACCCUCCCCAUCGCAGUUGUAAAUACGCGCCAAUUGACUUCAUCAAAGGACGAAAGGAAGGAUUUUAUCGGCACAUGGGUGCAAGUUGUAAAAGAAGAGGGAAUCGAGGGAUUAUGGCGUGGGUUGGGCCCAGCUCUAAUAUUGUGCGUGAAUCCCGCCAUCACGUAUGGUCUCCAUUCUCGAAUGAAGACUGCCGUAAACCAGCGGGCUGGUCGCGAGGCUGAUGCUCGCUUGUCGGGGAGUGAGACGUUUGUUAUAGGCGCAAUAGCUAAAACUCUGGCUACCAUCGUGUCUUAUCCGUAUAUAUUGGCUAAAAUCAGGCUACAAUGGCGGCCAAAGCCCGUUGAAGGGGCUCAAGCUGGUGUUACUUACAAGAGCACAUUUGAUGUUCUGAAAAAGGUACUGGAAAGUGAUGGAAUCACGGGCUGGUACAGAGGAAUGGGCGCCCAGAUCUAUAAGGCGGUAUUACAACAAGCUCUACUCUUCUUGUCCAAAGACGAGUUUGAAUUCUUCACAUUGAUGGUGUUUACCUUCAUUGCCACCAAAAUCAAGGCUCUACGACAAGUCUCCAAUCACAAGAAGUAA